Messenger RNA from Salvia miltiorrhiza (redroot sage), 561 nucleotides. RefSeq names its product mitochondrial import inner membrane translocase subunit TIM8-like. Bases 122 to 352 code for a protein of 76 amino acids. The transcript is spliced from 2 exons. The record is from RefSeq and is a predicted model, not a curated record. Lineage: Eukaryota; Viridiplantae; Streptophyta; Magnoliopsida; Lamiales; Lamiaceae.
UAGCUUUGGCAGUUGUUGAGGAAGGGUUUUGUGCUCUGCUAGGGUUUUGGGUCUCAUUCCUCUAGCAUUCGAAUUUCUACGAUUACACCUUCUCUCAGAGCACAAUUCGACCCAUUCUUCCAUGGAUCCUUCGUCAUUGAACUCCCCAGAGUUGCAGAACCUUCUAAACCAAGAAAAAGAGAGGGCCAUGAUUAGUGAAAUGAUCUCAAAGCUUACAUCUGCUUGCUGGGACAAAUGCAUCACAGGCACUCCCGGAAGCAAGUUCAGUUCCAGUGAAGCUAAUUGUCUCACAAACUGUGCUCAACGUUACAUGGAUAUGAGUCUCAUCAUCAUGAAGCGUCUUCAACAGUGAUAUUUAGUCCAAUCUUCCAUUUUGAUUUGAACAAGUCCUUUCGUUACUGAUAUCGAUGGCGUGUACCCCAUACUUCACUUACUGUCUUUUUCAGGGAUAUGUUUCUUGUUAGGUUCUGUUCUGCCAUCGACAAUAUUUAUGUUUCCGAUUUUUUAUUAUGAAAAGCUAAGCUCAGUUUCUAUGAUCGAGAGAUUGAGUUUUUUGUUUCA